Molecule: messenger RNA, 949 nt
Organism: Neolamprologus brichardi
Lineage: Eukaryota; Metazoa; Chordata; Actinopteri; Cichliformes; Cichlidae
Source: RefSeq, a predicted model, not a curated record
AGUCAGCGUGGUGCCCCUCUGUCUGUACUUCUUACUGUCUGUCUCUGGGUUUCAGGUCUUUGAAAGCGAUGCUGGAGGCCAAUCGUGCGCCCUGCCUCCCAGGAGCACCGAGAGGCUGGACGUGCUGACGAGUAUAUACUCCAUGUCGCCCCCCGAGGGCGGUCUUUGGGACAGCGUCAGCAGUGCCGCAGAUGCGCUGAUGUGCGUGUACAUGCCAGACGGCCUGACGGUCCAAGUUCCCAUCAGAAGAGAGCAGGCAGCUGCUGACCUUCUCUGUGCAGCGUGCAAGGUGAAACAGCUGGACCCGGGCGCGCACUGCCUCCGUCUGCACAGGCGAGCGGGGCAGCACGUGGAGGUUCGAUACGUGGCUCCCGGAGAGCUCCUCCGUGAUGUGGUCAACGAUCAGUUGGAGGUGGUCCCGGCGAAUGUGUUUACGCUGCACAUGAGCAGGCGGAGCGGCAGCGGCGACUUGGGUUUUGCAGUGACAGGAUACGCAGACGGCCAGAAGAACAGCAGGGUUUUUGUCAGCGAAGUGCUCCCUGACGGCCUGGCCUUCAACGAAGGUCUGCGUCCUGGCGAUGAGAUCCUGGUCCUGAAUGGUCGGUGCGUCCCCGGUCUGGACCUGGCGUUGAUCCAAACGCUGUUUGCUGAACAAACUGUGCACCUGAGCCUGAGGCGGGAGGGCCCCGUGCUGCCACCUGUGACCUCUGACCAUCUGGCUCCUCCCACUAAACACAGCCAGGAAGUUCGAAGUAAACACCACCGAGCCAAGUCGUCCUCAGAUGUUUGUACUGCAGCUGGCGGUGGCGAAUCUCCGUACGUAGGACUGGAGGAUGGUCGCUCCCACUGCGCACACAGGCCCGUUCAGCACAGCAAGGUAGGAGGGGCCCGAGUGCGACAAAAAAGACGUGUAAACAUCCACGCUCUGUCUUUCCUCAGGUCUGUGUGA